Strongyloides ratti is the source of this 1116-nucleotide messenger RNA. RefSeq names its product Septin-2. Bases 1 to 1116 code for a protein of 371 amino acids. Gene Ontology annotation, molecular function: GTP binding; molecular adaptor activity; GTPase activity. Lineage: Eukaryota; Metazoa; Nematoda; Chromadorea; Rhabditida; Strongyloididae. The transcript is spliced from 3 exons. Gene Ontology annotation, cellular component: septin ring; septin complex; cell division site. The record is from RefSeq and is a predicted model, not a curated record. Gene Ontology annotation, biological process: cytoskeleton-dependent cytokinesis; cilium assembly.
AUGUGUGCGAGGAUUUUACGUCGUAGUACUUCAAAGUAUCCUGUUAAUGAAAGUGAAUAUAUUGGAAUUGCUGGUUACACAAAUCAACUUUUUCGACAUGCUGUUAAAAACGGUUUUCAAUUUACGUUGAUGGUUGUUGGGCAAAGUGGAUUGGGAAAAUCAACGUUCAUAAAUACGUUGCUUCAAACCAAUCUAUCCGAAUAUGAAGGAAGACCAUUAGCAACAACAACAAAAAUAAAUGAGAGAAUUUAUUAUGUUGUUGAAAAUAAAGUAAAACUGAAACUUACUUUAAUUGAUACACCAGAUUUUGUUGAUUCUCGAUUUUCUGAAUAUAUGGAUGAGGAGAUUAAAAUUGAAAGAAAGACAAAAAUUGAGGAUAAACGUGUACAUUUAUGCUUGUAUUUUAUAUCACCAUCUGGACACUCUCUUUCUGAAAUUGACAUAAAAUUUAUGAAAAAAUUGCAUGACAAAGUUAAUAUUAUACCCGUUAUUGCAAAAUCAGAUACUUUAACUACUUCUGAAUUGUCUCUUUUCAAGUCAACUAUUUUAGAUGAUAUACAAAAAAAUGAAAUAAAAAUUUAUGAAUUUCCGGUAGAAGAAGAAGUACGUCAAGAUAUCUCAAAACCAUACAAAAGAGUUCCUUUUGGUAUUGUAUGUUCAAAUAGUGUGAUCAAAGAUCAGAAUGGUCAUUUAACGCGAAUACGUAAAUAUCCAUGGGGUAUAGUUGAAGUUGAAAAUUUGGAACACAAUGAUUUUGUCUUUUUAAGAGAUAUAAUUUUUAAAAAACAUUUUAUAGAUUUUGUAGAGGAAACACAUUGUGUACAUUAUGAAAAUUACCGCUACAAUAGGCUCGUAAAUAAAUUUAAAGAUUCUACAGGAUCUUUUAAUCCUGUUUUAGAAGCAGGAAAAAAAAUAACUGAAUUAGAGAAUGAGUUUAACAAACAAAAAUUAAAUAUGGAUAAGAUAUUUACAGAGUGUGUACUUAAUGGGGAAAUUCAAUUAAAAGAAAAAGAGUUUAAAUUAAAGGAAUCUGAGACUAAGUUAAAAGAAGAACUUUUUAAAAAGAAAGAAAAACUUAAGAACUUAAGAGGAAAUAUUCAAAAUUUAGUAGAAUAA